Vitrella brassicaformis is the source of this 2903-nucleotide messenger RNA. The record is from the annotation of a GenBank genome assembly. NCBI's taxonomy places the organism in Eukaryota, Vitrellaceae.
CCACUUCUCUGCAGCUAGCCGGCCACACAGCUGACUGAGCGAAUGAACACCACCCGCCAGGGUCAGCCUCACCACCCGCCGUCCCAGUGGCGGCGCAAAGGCCCUGCAGCGGCAGCGCACCCUAUCCCCCACACACACCCACCGACACAUCCGCCCACUCCUCAGCACACUCAUGACGCCCACAGCGAGAUGGUGAACGGCGCUCUGCCCAACGGCGUGCACCCCUACCCCAUCCACGACGGCAUCGUAGCGAUGGAGGUGGCUGCCGGUGCGGGUCGAGGCGCCAAGAGCCGCGGGCGGAACAAUCGCAGCAGGAAGAACAGGCGGGGAGGGAGGGGGGGCGCGGGAGCGGGUGGUCAGCAGGGGGUGGAGAAUGGCCAUGUGGGUGACGCCGCUGCUGCCGGUGGGCCUGUCGAGACGUCGGUGCUCCACAACGGCCAUGGCCUCAACGGCCACCCACCACAGCCCCCUCAGCACCACCAGCACGCAGAAGAAGAGGAUGAGGAGGCUGCGGAUGAUGGCGAGGGUCAGGAGGGCGCCAACCCCAUUAGCCGUCUGCCCAUGCACCCCUCCAACUCGCACCAUGAUCGCUAUCGCCGCGUGCAGGACGAUGACCACGAAGAGAUGUCCUUCUCCCGGCCAUCCUCUUCGCCCAGCCCCAUCUCACGGAGCAACGACCCAUUGCACGGCGUGAGAGAGACGUUGCCCGAGACCUUCCAGGCCGUGGCUGCGCAGAACGGCGAUCAGCAGCAGAGGGGGGCGGAGGGUGAGUUGAAUCGCCUGCGUGUGCCGGGUGGUUUGACUGAGAGGCAUUUGCGCCGCUCGCCGCCGAGUUUCCCGACGUCUGGUUCGUCGAAUAAGCAGCACGAGCCUGAGGAGGAGCUGAGUCUCAUGAACAUCGCUGACUCCAUGGAGAAGAUCAUCAAGGUGCGUGAGAGAGCGAGGGGAGGAGAGGAGAACAGGCCGGAGAAACAGAGAGAGGGUGAAUGCCAUCCAUCCAUUUGUGUGUGUGGUGGUGGGUCCGUCCACGCAGGAGUUGGGUGAGGAUCCCAGCCGUGACGGUCUGUUGAAGACGCCCAUGCGUUAUGCAGAGUCGAUGUCGUAUCUCACGUCGGGAUACAAGCAGAAGCUGGCAGGUAAGGAAGUGACGCGCAGAAAGCCACCAGAAGAACGCAAGAAGCGUGUGUGUUUGUGUGUGUGUGUGUGUGUUGGUUGUGGGAUGGCUCGGAUGGAUGGCCAGAUGUGGUCAACGACGCCAUCUUUGAUGUGGACUGCAAGGAGAUGGUCAUAGUGCGGGACAUCAACAUAUUCUCGCUCUGUGAGCACCACCUGCUGCCCUUCAUGGGCAAAUGCGACAUCGGGUCGGCACACACACACAUACACACACACACGGACACAGACAGACACACUCGCGCAGCGCAUACUGACAAGAGAGAAAUUAAGGCGAGUGGACGCGUGUGUGUGUGUGUGUGUGGUUGCAGGUAUAUUCCCAACGGGAAGGUGUUGGGCCUGUCGAAGCUUGCGAGGAUCGCUGAAAUGUUCUCCAGGAGGCUGCAGGUCAGCCAACGCAUUCCAUUCACCCGCCGUGUCCGGCCGGAUGAGAUGUCGGUGUUGUGUUGUGUUCUGCUUGUGCGUGUGCAGGUGCAGGAGCGUCUGUGCAAGGAGAUUGCCGAGGCCAUCGACGAGGCCGUCAAGCCCCUGGGCGUGGGCGUCGUCAUACGCGCCACGUACGAACGGAACCGACCGACCGACAAAACCAUAAGCUAGACAGACAGCGGCCGACACACACACACACAUCCACACACAUCGACACAAACUUGUGUGCAUCUCUCUCUCUCUCUGUGUGUGUGUGUGUGUGUUCAGGCACAUGUGCAUGGUGAUGCGUGGCGUGUCGAAGCCGGGCGCUCUCACCAUCACCAGCGCCGUCCUCGGCUGCUUCAGGUGGGUGGGUGGGUACACGACGCCAUCCAUCCAUCCAUCCAUCCACCCACCAUGGCUCUGUCUGUCUGUCUGUCUGUGUGUGUGAUUGUCAGGCGUCAGCACAAGACCCGUGCCGAGUUUUUGAACCUGAUCGCCCAGGACAGACGGGACAUCUUCUCAUAGGCAGGCAGGCAGGCAGACACACCACCAUGAUGACAUACAUGGCUGCAUCCAUCGUGUCGGCCCCUUUUCCUCCACGAGGAGGCACGGACCGGACGGUCACAUCGCACACAACGGAGACAGACAGGAGAGAGAGGUGGGGGCUCGUCUCGUCCGUGCUGUAGGCAGAGAAGAGAGAGAGAGGUGUCAUGGUUCGAUUGGGCCGGGGGUUCGGAUUUUUCAACUGAGUUGCGGGCUGUCUGUGUGUCUGACUGUUUGCCAUAAUCACAUCAAUGAUCUCAUCGGUUUUGCACUCACUGGCCCGCAUGAGCACGUGUGUGUGUAGAUACUCCUCACUAUCUCACUUUCCCGCCUUCGAGCCGUUGCUGUCAAUAGUGUCACCCACCACUAUCGUCUGAUGCCGCUUGCUCUUGGUUGCUCGUCUUUCUAGGCCCUCUGUCGCCUGACACGGUACGGUGCUGCUCCAGCAGAAGAACCGAUGCAGGCCUGGGGCCGGAUUGGCCUGUAUUCUCUCUCUCUCUCUCUCUCAUCGCUGCGUGUGGUGUGUUGUGCUUGGAUGCACUGCAUGCGAAAGAGCUGCACGUCAUGUUUGUUGCGGUCAGCCGCCCGCUGCAUGUCGUGUGGAUGGACGGACAUGCCUUUCUGCCUGCCGGAGAAAGAGUUUUCAAGUGAGGAUUUUGUCGUCGAGCGCGUGUACGUGUGCGUGUGCGUGUGCGUGGCAAUGACAGUGACAAUGACACAAUGGAAAUCAGGGCUCGGAGCGUGAUAUAGAGGCUGAUGAUAUACUUAUAAAGGGAAGCAUC